AUGGAGGUUCAAGCAUGUGGAAUCCGCAUAAUAUAUGAGCGAGAUUUGGGCGGAUUUGUUGAAACGAUAGUUGAUCACAUGUUAAGGAGUCCGGAUGUCCACCAUCAAGGUUAUCACCAACGUCUUCUUGAUCAAGUGGAGGUUUUGCAAAGCUAUGUUCAUCAUGAUGACGUUGAAUCUAGUGAGCCUUUAGAAGUUGAAAUGCCCAGUGAUUUUUACCAAUCUUCCUCGUUGCAAAGGAGGAGGCUUCGAUCCCAGCAAAAGCAUCCGCCAAGUACUAUUAAACAGAUACCACGACAGAAUAGAAGUUCACUUGCAACAUACUCGGGUCAAGUUUCCGCCCGGGGUGCUUCAAGAGAUUCAACGUUUAAUGUUACCCAGGAUUUCUUUGAUAAUGAAGGCCAAGCUUAUAGUAAUUGCUUUCUGGAAGAUGGAGUGCCGGAGUGGUUUUCGAGUCACAAUGGUUCCUCAAUGAUGAUCCAACUCCCUUUAGAUUUUUGCGAGAAUUCUAAUUGGAAAGGAAUUGCUCUAUGUGCUGCUUUCGAGAUCCUAAAGCAUCCUAAUCUCAUACACGACGAUGUUGGUACAAAAUUUUCUUAUGAGAUUACUUGUUUUGUUGGAAGAGACAUUAAUUGGGCAAUAGAAAUUCCCCAGACCAUCACUGAGACUGAAAUCAACAAAUAUAUUGGGCUAAAUCAACGCCGAUUCAUUUGGGUAGUGUGCAUACCGCGUGGUUUGAUUCUGGGCGAGAAGAAAAAAUGCAAUCUCACCCUCCGCAUCUCAUUUACGACCAAUUGCCAUCAUUUAAUGGUGCCCACGUGUGGUUGUCGUCUUGUACACCAGAAAAAUGUUGCAGAGUUGGUGCAAAUGAUAAUCCAGUUCUCCACCGCUCCUCCCAUCAAUUCCCAUCAAUUUGUUGCAGCUGACGAGGGACCAAACACUGGAACUGGGAGCUCUUAUGAGAGAUUGGCACUAAAAUGUAUAAACUUUAUAAGAAAGCGCUCUAAGGACUUUGAAAGUUUUGAUGUAUACGAGUAUGAUAACUGUUUCCCUCCAAGUUUCCCUCCGAGUGAAAUUCUAGAGUUUUUCAGCUCUAGCAAUUCUGGUCCUACAGCGACAAUAGAGCUGCUUGACAAGGAUUUGAAUUGGACAGGAAUUUCUCUAUAUGCUUUAUUUUCAGUCCAAGAUUACCCCACUGAACUGCUUGACAAUCCGGAAGCUGAAAUUCCUCACCACCUAAUUUGCCAUUUUGAAACAGAGAUGGAUAGUCUGAAACGUCUCCACGUAUAUCGCACCACUAGAGAAGAAUUCAAGUGGUCAUCAAGUCUUCGCGGAUUCAUCUGGCUAUCAUAUAUACCACACCGGUGCCUUCCAAAUGGGAUAAAUCGGUGUAAUCGCAUAAAGGCUUCAAUCGUAAGCGAUUGCCAAGGCGUUACUGUGCAGAACUGUGGACUUCGUCUAGCACAGAACCCGCAAGAUGGGAGAGACAUUUGGCAAAUAAUGUUCCAUUGUGCUGUCUCGUUUUUGGACCAUUGGGAUAUAUUUCGUAGAGAUGUUGCACAACAUGAUUGUACACGAGAAGACAACAUGAUUUCGAUUGAUCAUUCAGGUUCCAGUAGUACUACUAGUACUAAUGCUAGACCCAUAAGGGCCGAUGACCAAGGCAGCAAAAGUGACUCAACUACACCGCAUGAUAAAGAUCAAAACCACGAGGGAUUUGAUCCACAUUCGGACUUUGAUAUUAAGGUGCCUCAACUUGAGAUUCCGAAGUGGUUCUGCAAUCAAAGUAGGGGAUCUUCAGUGGCUAUCGAGUUACCUUCAGAUUUAUAUAAUGAUAAUGAUUGGAGAGGAGUUGCUCUAUGCGCUUCUUUUUCAGUCAACGAGCAUCAGACUUCCAAUUAUGGUAAUCUGGAUUCUGUUCCCCACAACCUCCUCAUGUUCCUGUUGAAGCCCAAUACAGUAGACUCGCAACUCUCUUUCUCUGUCGAGACAGACGCAACUUUGGAAGAAAAAUUCAUGCCGUUAUACGUACGUGGAUCAAUUUGGAUAUACUACGUUCCACGUGAGUCACUGCCAAAUGGUUUGAGUCUCUGUAGUGGGAUGGAGGCUUUAUUUCGAAGCAAUUGGCCAGAGUUGACGGUGCAAAGUUGUGGGCUUCGUCUCUUUUACCAUCAAGAUGUGCAACAGUUUGAGCAUACAAUCAAAGUGUGCGUUGCCUCGGGUUAUUACAAUAAUAUAGAUUUCUUUCGUCAGUUAGAAGAAAAUGAUGCCAGCAAUGAUAAGCAAAACAAUGAAGCUGGCGGCGCUUACGAGGACCCAUAUCCUGAAAGAUUUAGAAGACCCAUUUAUCAGCUGGGACAAAGCAGUGGAAGUCUUCAGGAGCAGCAGUACCCUGAGAACAAACUUCCCAAGUGUGGCCCCUUGGUUUUUGAUCGAGGCGUUGUACAUAACUUCUGUUUUCCUCCUAGCGAAAUUUUGGAGUGGUUCAACCCUCACAAUAAUGGGCCAUCCGUGGCAGACAGGAUACCUCGAGGUUCUUAUAAUAAUACGAAGUGGAUUGGACUCAUUCUAUGUGCUUCUUUUGCAGCCCACGAGCAACGUCCGACUGUGAUCCUUGACACUUCUUUCUGCCUUAUUUGUCAUUUGGAGACCGAUAUUCCUUGUCAUCAUGUCUAUUGCCUAAAUGAAGAAGAUCUCACGUUGUUACACCUGGGUGGAUUUAUUUGGCUGUCUUAUAUACCGCGUGGGUCGCUUCCAGAUUGGUCUAGUCAAUGCAAUCGUAUCGAGGCUUCAUUUCUAAACGACUGCCCAGGUUUGACAGUGAAGGAGUGUGGCCUUCGUUUUGUAUACGAGCAUGAUGAGGAAGAGGUUGAGCAGAUGAUACGGCACUGCAUGAAGUUGUUGUCUGAUAGUUUGUAUACGACUGAAGGUAGAAAGCGAAAUGGACACUCUGAUCAUGAGGAUUCUUACCCCAAACGAUUGAGAUCAAGACUCGUUGAUCAUCCUAUGCUCAAACUGAAAGACAAGGGCAAGCGAGUUCUUGAAUAA
This is a messenger RNA of Juglans microcarpa x Juglans regia, 3048 nucleotides long. RefSeq lists its product as uncharacterized. The record is from RefSeq and is a predicted model, not a curated record. Lineage: Eukaryota; Viridiplantae; Streptophyta; Magnoliopsida; Fagales; Juglandaceae. Bases 1 to 3048 code for a protein of 1015 amino acids. The transcript is spliced from 6 exons.